This is a messenger RNA of Carcharodon carcharias (great white shark), 5020 nucleotides long. RefSeq names its product hyaluronidase-1-like. Gene Ontology annotation, molecular function: hyalurononglucosaminidase activity. Gene Ontology annotation, biological process: carbohydrate metabolic process; hyaluronan catabolic process. The coding region runs from base 160 to 1629 and encodes 489 amino acids. The record is from RefSeq and is a predicted model, not a curated record. The transcript is spliced from 5 exons. NCBI's taxonomy places the organism in Eukaryota, Metazoa, Chordata, Chondrichthyes, Lamniformes, Lamnidae.
CCCGCUCUUCCCCCUCCAGUUGGUGGCGCUGCACCUUUAACUCGACCAAGGUCUUUUUUUUUCCCGACCGUCGCCGGGUCGGGGGCCCAGGGACGGCAGUAACGAGAUGAACACGCCUGCCUCCCAUUGGCUGAUUACAAACUUCUGGUUGUUGUGGUUAUGUCCAAGAUCCGGGCCAGCCCGCCCACAGGGGCUGAUAGAAGAUGUGCAGAGCCAGGCGAAGGAAAGAUCGAGAAUGAUCUAAUUGGGAGAUCUUCAGUUGCUGAGAAAAGAGCCACAGUCAUGUUAUCAAGUCUCACACUACUCGCAUGCACUUUAUUUUAUCUCUCCACCCAUCUAACCAUCAUAUGGGGGGUAGAAUUUAAAGCAGCAUCGGCCUCACCAGUGAUCCACAGUAAACCAUUUAUUGUGAUUUGGAACACACCUACUGCAGGAUGUAAGACUAAAUUUAAUGUUGAUUUGGAUCUGAGUGUCUUUGAUAUUGUUGAAAAUGAAAAUGAGAGCUUUGUUGGGAAGAAUAUUACUAUAUUUUACAAGAACAAAUUGGGGCUCUAUCCAUACUAUACCGAUGAGGGGACCUCAGUGAAUGGUGGUCUUGUGCAGAACGCCAGUCUAUCCAACCACCUCACGGUAGCUGCAGAAGACAUUGUCAGUUUACUGGACCAAGAUUUCCAUGGUCUUGCAGUGAUCGAUUGGGAAGAGUGGAGACCACUUUGGGAACGUAACUGGGGACAUCUACAUAUCUACUUGAAAAAAUCUGAAGAACUAGUAAGAAGCAAAUACCCACAUUUACCUGAAAGUGAGAUUCUCCAGAUUGCCAAGAAGGAAUAUGAAACUGCUGCACAGAAUUUUAUGAGGCAAACACUAAAACUAGGACAGACUCUGAGACCAAAGGGUUACUGGGGCUUUUAUAAAUUUCCAGAUUGCUAUAAUUACUUUAAAGAAGAUACGCCAACCAAGUACACAGGUCAUUGCAAUAAGGAAGAUAUCCCUAGAAAUAACCAGCUAGCAUGGCUCUGGAAGGUAUCGCAAUGCCUGUAUCCCAGUAUCUACAUCCCUGAGAAGCUAAAAUCCUCAAAUAAUGUUCAAAUGUUUGUUCACUACAAGAUUAAGGAGGCCCUCCGUGUUGCUGCCCUUGAUCCAGCCAGUGAUGCCCUGCCUGUCUUGGCCUACUCCAAAUAUUCAUACAUAAAAACACUCGACUUCCUUACUGAGAUUGACUUGGUACACACCAUUGGAGAGAGUGCAGCCAUGGGGGCCUCUGGAGUGGUUCUAUGGGGAGAUAUGGACUUUGCACGCACCAUGGAGCGCUGUGAGGCUCUGAAGGAUUACAUUGACAAGGAGCUUGGAAGAUACGUUCUAAACACUACUACAGCAGCCAUGUUGUGCAGCAGGGUUAUAUGCAGUGGCCAUGGACGUUGUGUGCGGAAGGACCCUGAAUCCAGAACUUAUCUACAGCUUGAUCCCAGAAGCUUUGAAGUUCUCUCUAUUCUUAGUUCCACAGGAUCUGUAUUAACAGCACGUGGAGAAUUGCAUUCUGAAGAUGUGCAAAGCAUGAAAGAGCAGUUCACAUGUCAGUGCUACAAGGGAUGGAUGGGGUCCCAUUGUCAGGAAAAAUCAGGCUUUUAGAUUGGGAAUUGGGAGGUAUUCUUUCUUCCUCCUUUUUUUUCAUUAUAUUUCAACAGAAGGUGCUGAUUCACACUUGAAAUCCUCAGGUACUACAUCUGAAUGGAUAUUCUUAUAUUAGAUGAGAGUGAGAGUUUCAAUAGGCUAAUUCAAUUGUUGCAUUCCCCAUAUAAUGUCUACACCCGUGCACUUUUCAGUGGAUAAUCACAAAGCAGAAAUUAAGAGUUGGUACUGUGAAGUCAACGUUUAUCUCUGGGAGUCAACCAACAGAGUUUACUGGUUGGCCAGCUUCUAGGCUGCCAUGAUUUUGGGGCCCGGCCUUACCUAUACUUAGCAGGUUCACGGCAGGCGUCAGAUCUCAUCGAUCAUUGGCCUCAGGAAUGAAAGCUAAUUGGCAAAGAGCCGUUGGUAGGUGCUCAGAGGGGAGAAGGAGUCAAAGCCAGGAUGGGGAGAGGCCAGGCCAGCAGUGCGCUAUAAUAUUUCUGUGGAGCCAGGAAAGCACUCCUGUUCCCUCUUGACUCCACAAGUGAAAUCAAUACCUUUAUGACCUGAAUGCCAGUACCCUUGGGCAGAGAAUUUUCAUGGUACCUUACAUCUAUGUGUUCCAUAAAAUUGCAAUCGAGAUCCUAACUGCCAUUUGGGUUCUAAUUUGCAUGGGAAAAGGUCUAUCUCUGUUUCAGCCAGCCUCUUCAGCACCCCAGUGAUAAGGGGACCAGCCUAGCCCCUUCCCAUCCUAUUAAUACUGAUUUUCCCCAAGUGAAAAUUGGUCCCUUAGACGCUUUUUUACUCUCAUCUCCUGUCGUAACUCCAUCACCACCAUCCUACCUGAAUCAGCUAACACAGCUUCAGGAAUUGAAACCUAUUGUAAGAAUAUUGCCAAGCCUCAGCCAGAUAUUUACAGUAUAUCGCUAAAGGUAUUACUUAAAGCAUUUCUCUAUUUUACUUUGCUCACCAGCAAAUACUUAAUUUUCUGUCAUCACUUUUACAGUCUCAAAUCCCAAGAAUGACAUCAAAACUGCAGAUCCAGGAUCUGCUCCUUUUUAACGCAUUGAACACAAAGGUCAAGAUUGGCUGUGUUUCUUCUAUCUAGUUGAAUAGUCUGUCAGUACUCACUGUAGACACCUUCAUCUGAAUAAUAUCCAAUUGGGCAAGAUAGCUUCAGGACCCAUGGAACUGAUGUACCUCAGCAAGGAGUCAGCAGCUUCCAGCAGUAAAGAGGGACAAAAUUGGCAGAGAAGGGUAAUGGAUAUGUCAACCUGAUAGAAAGUAUCCAUGUCAGCAAAACCAGCUAAUGUGUACAUUUUUAGUCUUCAUGAUGAUACACUAAAACUUAGUAAUUAAGGGAACUAUUGCUGAGCUUUUAGGCACUCAGCCUUGGCAACAAUAUGCGCCAAAAUUGUACCCCAGAAACCCUGCUAUUGUGUUUCCCAGAGGAACAUUUGUUCUGCAACACACGCUAUAGCCUGAAAUUAGUCAUUUUGGGUUUGUGCCUGUAUGUGGCAUGGCUGCACCCACACCAAGGGCAGGGUGGAUUAGUUACACUGAAAACUAAGUGGCCAAACAAAUUGCUAUAGGAUCCUAGUGUCUGGAAAACUGGCAGUAAGACCUAGACCCAAUGAAAAUAUAGAAAUAGUAGGUGAAAAAGCCAAGGAAAUAUUGUUAUGAUCUUCGUCAUAACCAAUAACUUAUUAAAAAAAUAAAUAAAUCUGAAAUCCCAAUUAUUUACUGAAGGAAUUAAGCCACAAGAUUCUACAGUUUAAAACAAAAGAAUUUUAACCACACAGGAGUCAAACAAAGCAAACACUAAAUAGUAUCUUAGGUAACCACCUAUACUCUUAAAAACCAAAAUCAACAUAAGUUAUACAUGAACUAACACGCAAAUUGCGGUCGAUUAUAAACUAUAAAUUACACAAAUGUGUACAACUGUGUUACAACUAAGACUGACCUUAUUAAUUGGCUCAGCAUAUAUGCCAUCAAUCUCAGUCACAAAGUCCUUCAAAACUCUGUGUUCCUCACAGAGUUUCAGCUCCUCCUCUUCUAGGAUUUAGCCUGACCCCAGCUGACAGCAGCGCACAACCAACCCGAGUUCCCCAAGCACAGUCUUCACCAAAAGUGGCACAUGUCUACACAACCUCCUCAACUCUGCUUAUGAUGGUCUGGAGGGCGUAGAUCUAUGAAUGCUAUCUUCAAGUAACAGAAACAGCCACACCAACUGUAUGUUUGCGCAUUCUCAGCUUCUGGAUCUAGCCUCCAUCUUGUUCAGCCUGCUAGUACUGCACGACUGGAAUCAACACAGAUGGCUCUGUGUCCUUUUAUAUGGGCUGGGAUUUUCUGGUCCCACCUGUGCAGUUGCUAAUGGCAGCAACCAUCACAGGCGGGAACAGAAAAUUUGGAGAAGCAGCCAAAAGUCCAUUGACUUUUGGUGGGACCAGAAAUUCUUGUCCAUGGUUUCAACCAGUUUCAGUCUCUUAGAAGUUCUGCUUUCCAAUCUCAAUUUCAGUCUUAGUUUCCUUAGAAAUUGGAAAGAUCAGUUUUCUUUCUCAGUUUCUCUUUUCAAUUAGGGUCUGUCUGAAAAAUACAAGCUUUGAAACCAUGUAUUCCAUCACAAUAUGGAGACCUGUUCUAAAUCAUCCACCUGUGUCAUUGUACAGCUCACAACUUGGAGUUGCAGAAGAGUCUGGCCUUCCAAUGUUUCCUUCCUUCCUCCUCAUGUACAUCUUCCAACCCUCUCAGCCAAUAUUGACAUAGAACGGGGAAAGCAAAGAGAAUAAACAUAAUAAAAUACCUCUGACUUGCUGCAUUCCAAAGUUGCUAAACUUUUCCUUAAUAUGCCAAAACACUCAGUGCAUAAUGAAGUUUUUACUUAAUUCCCAGCAAGUGUCCGCCUCUAGUUGUCUUUGAGAAGGUGCUGGUGAACAGCUUUGUUAAACAUAACUGAGUGACUUGCUCAGCCAUUUCAAAAGGCAGUUAAGAGUCAAUCACAUUUCUGUGGGUCUGGAGCCACAUAGAGAUCAGACCAGGUAUGGACACCAGAUUUUGUUUCCGAAGUAUAUCAUUGAAACAGAUUAGAUUUUGCAACAAUGCAGAGUUUCAUGGUCACAAUUACUGAUAUGUAAUUAAUUGAAUUUAAAUUCCCCAGCUGCCAUAGUGGAAUUUGAACCUGUAUCUCUGGAUCGUUAUUCCAAACCUCUGGAUUACUAGGCCAAUAACAGAAACACUAUGCUACUGUACUCAAAGCUGCUGCAUCACUUCAACAUAAAAGUGGUACAUUGACUUUUUCUUUCUUAUACUUCUCUAAUUAUCCUCAAUUGUCAGGACAGAGGGAUAGGGGAAAGCGGUCUUUGGUCAUCAAGAGCUAAUAUAAGUGAUCAAAAAUAAAGAUACAUUAUCUUAA